Scleropages formosus (Asian bonytongue) is the source of this 1068-nucleotide messenger RNA. Its product is annotated as LRP chaperone MESD-like. Gene Ontology annotation, biological process: protein folding. NCBI's taxonomy places the organism in Eukaryota, Metazoa, Chordata, Actinopteri, Osteoglossiformes, Osteoglossidae. The coding region runs from base 8 to 655 and encodes 215 amino acids. The transcript has 3 exons. The record is from RefSeq and is a predicted model, not a curated record.
GUAAAACAUGGCGUCGCCCUUGCAGAGAUGUGUGGGGUUUCUUCUCUGCGUCACUUUAAUUUAUGUUUUUGCAGCAGACGAGGGAAAAAAUGCAAAACCGAAGAAGAAGAAGGAUAUCCGCGAUUACAAUGAUGCAGAUAUGGCCAGACUUUUGGAGCAGUGGGAGGAAGAUGAUGACAUUGAAGAAGGCGACCUCCCAGAGCACAAAAGACCUUCAGCACCGGUGGACUUCUCAAAAAUUGACCCCUCGAAGCCGGAGGAGCUCCUCAAGAUGACCAAGAAGGGAAAGACCCUCAUGGUAUUUGCCACUGUGUCGGGGGACCCCACCGAGAAGGAGACGGAGGAGAUCACAAGUCUGUGGCAGGGUAGUCUCUUCAAUGCCAAUUUUGAUAUUCAACGGUUUGUAGUGGGGUCAAACCGAGUCAUCUUCAUGUUGCGUGAUGGGAGCUAUGCUUGGGAGGUCAAGGACUUCUUGGUGGCACAGGACCGCUGCGCUGAUGUGACUGUGGAGGGCCAGGUGUACCCUGGGAAGGCAGCAAAGAAUGACAAGGCAAAGGAGAAGGACCGUAACAACAUUAAGACAAAAAAGAGUGACAACAAGGACAAGAAACCGAGCAAAGAGAAUAACAAGGCUAACAAGCGUGAGGAUCUCUGAGCUUCUCCCUUCAGAUGGUUUGGAGGAGCUCUGAGUCCUCUCAUUUGGUAUAGAUUAUGGGGCGUUGGAAGAGGACAUUAUUGCAAAUGUUGCCAUUGAGCACAAACAUGGUUUUUCAUGUCAAAUGUAAAAUUUCUCAUACUUGAAUGACUCACCAGUAUAUUGAACAUGACAAGUAGUUUAUGGAUUCAGGUUCUGUUGGAGAGAUAAGUCAUGUUUGCUGGAUUUUAAAAUGACUUUUUUUUUUUUUUUUUUUUUUUUUUCCCCUCUCCCUCCUCUCUCCACACUUGUUUCAGUGAUUCCAUUAACAAUACUUGACUGCAUAUAGUGCCAUUGAAUAACAAAUUAUACACUCAAUCUGUUGGUUAAUCUCUUAUAUAAGAAAAUUAGUCAGAGCAUUGUUUAGUUUUCUU